Messenger RNA from Psilocybe cubensis, 855 nucleotides. RefSeq lists its product as uncharacterized. Lineage: Eukaryota; Fungi; Basidiomycota; Agaricomycetes; Agaricales; Agrocybaceae. The coding region runs from base 1 to 855 and encodes 284 amino acids. The transcript has 6 exons. The record is from RefSeq and is a predicted model, not a curated record.
AUGGUCACGAAGCGAGUGCUUUAUUCGACAGGAGGAACUUAUUGGGAUAAUCCAUCAGCAUUGGAACUCAUCAUGAUAGUGAUGAACUAUGUUGCUUGUAUACCUGUACUUCUCGCUGUUGGAGGAUUCAGUAUAUACCAUUUCUUCUCUUUGAUUAGAAAUACUACAACGAUUGAAGGUUGGGAAAAGGAUAAAAUAUCAAUUAUGGUAAAACGAGGAAAAACUCGUGAGGUCAAAUUUCCAUAUGAUCUUGGUAUGCGACGCAACGUAGAAUCUGUUCUAGGCCGCAAUCCUUUAUUAUGGUGUUGUCCAAUCCGACCCCCGGGCUCGGGUCUCAAAUUUCAAUUAUCUGAUUCGGAUGGAGCCCCGUGGCCUCCUAAGGAAGAUAAAACAAAAACCUGGUCAGCAUCUGAAUCUUCUGAAGAUGCCAUCGAUAUGUCGCCAAGUGCAUCUCCCUGGACUUACAAAAAUGGAUCUGUAAAUCCCGCACUGAGCGCGUCUAAUUCCCAAAUGCGCACGCGGAGACGUCGGACGCCCAAACGAAACAUACCGGGAACAUCCUCCUUACCUCCAUACCAUCCUAACUAUAAAGAGGAAGAAGAAUAUCACGAUUACUAUACUACCAGCUCGGAGGAGGAAGAGAUAUCCAACUCGGUCCCAGGCAAUGUCCGCGUUCGAAGAGGAUCAGAGGGUUAUGAGGUUCUACCAUCAGGACGCGAAGACAUGCUCAGGCGAUACUUGACAGAGAUUGGCGAGGAGCCUGGUCGAUACAUUCGUUAUAUUCCCCAACCAGACGAAACCGACUCCGAUGAUGAUAAACCACUUAUAUACACCAUGGCCAAUGGUGAACAGUAG